Beta vulgaris subsp. vulgaris (sugar beet) is the source of this 4312-nucleotide messenger RNA. RefSeq names its product disease resistance protein RGA2. Lineage: Eukaryota; Viridiplantae; Streptophyta; Magnoliopsida; Caryophyllales; Amaranthaceae. Gene Ontology annotation, molecular function: protein binding; ADP binding. Bases 711 to 4022 code for a protein of 1103 amino acids. Gene Ontology annotation, biological process: defense response to other organism. The record is from RefSeq and is a predicted model, not a curated record. The transcript has 2 exons.
UAUCGUUAUAGAUGCUCAACUACAACAAAUAACCAGUGGUUAACAAACCAAAAUCUGAGAGUACAACCAAAUUCGAUUUUGACCGAGUCCCAUUUUUCGCACCUGAAAGUGGUGUUUUUACUGACCCCUAAAUCAACACUAAUGGAUUUAAUAUACUUAUUCAUUUCAUGUGCUCGUAGUGGGUAGUGCCGUAGUCGCGUAGUAGGUAAUGGAUAGCGGGUAUUUUUAAUCGACAAUAGCCCAAUCUGCCAUAAAAAUGUAAUGCCAGCCUCAUCAGCACCUAAUAUGCGGAGAUACUUUUACAUAGUGCAGAGUGAGAUUGACUAAAGUUAAGUGUUCCUAAUUAAAGUAUUAAGAGGUACUACUAAUUGCACAAACAAAGGAGUAGACAGUAGAGAUCUAAUCUUUAGAGCACGCACAUGUUGGUUUGACCGCCAGUGAGCUACCAUAAGGGGUAACCGAGUAACAUUGCAUCUGCAAUUCUGCAUAUUUGGAAGUUUUAAGUGCAGAAAUCAUCAUUGGCAACUCAGAAAAAGGAUAGUAUUGCUUGUACCAAUAAAAACAGAAACAAGAAAAACAAAGAGAUAAAGAGUGUUCCUAGUUCCUACUGGGUAGUUAAGAAACAAAUGUUUGCAAAAGUUAGCUGCUGCUUGUCAUAGAAUCCAUCCUUACCAGUUCACAAAUCACAGAGAGAGUGCUGGUAAAUAUAAAUGGCAGAAGGAGUUCUUUGUAACUUGGCUUCAAAAGCCUUGGAAAACUUGGCAAAAACAACCCUGCGCGAGGCUGCGUCCUGGUGGGGUGCGCGAGAUGAUCUGAAGAAGCUUGAGAAUAGCAUCAGGAUGAUCCAAGCUCGAGUUUGUGACGCUGAAAAGUAUCAGGAAGAGGAGGGAAGCGGUGUCAUCAAAGAGUGGCUUUGCAGGCUGAGGUUGGUGCUUUACCAAGCUGAUGACUUGUUUGAUCACAUCCUCACUGUUGAUAGCCGCAAUCGACGGAGAAAACAAAACAAGGAGGUAUGCUUCUUUUCCUGGAGGUCAAGCCCUUUUUCUUUAAACUGGAUAAUGGCUCGAGAAAUCAAGUGUAUCAGACAACAACUAGAGGCUAUUGAAUCUGAUACGGUUGGUUUAAACUUGCCUUCCUAUCAACAUAGAGUAGAACCACGACGUGAAAUAGCCUGGUUGAUGAAGAACAGUGAAACAGCCUCAUUGGUGCAAGCAGAAGAUGUCAUUGGCAGGGAAAAUGAUAAAGAGGUCAUAAUUGAGAUGCUCUUUAGUCCCAAAUAUGAUGGGGAAAGGGUUACUAUCAUUCCAAUUGUGGGGUUUGGGGGUCUAGGAAAAACUACUCUAGCUCAACUUGUUUUUAAUGAUGAGAGGGUUCAAAACCAUUUUGAUCUCACUAAAUGGGCUCAUGUACCUGACAAAAAUGACCGCGCUGCUGUAAUGGGCAAGAUAUUCAACUCCUUCACAGGUGAUGAGUAUCAUGAUAAGCCACUGGAAGAACUUCAAAGUGGCAUUAAAGUGUCGAUAGAAACAAAUAAGUAUUUGCUUGUGCUAGAUGACAUCUGGGAUGACAGAGGUGAUCGAUGGAUUGACCUUGUGAACUUGCUGAAAUGUGGUAAACCUGGUAGUAAAGUAAUUGUAACUACGCGCUCUAAUGCUGUUGCAAAAGGUAUUGGCACGCUUGAGGAAGCCUACAUAUUGGAAACUCUAACUGAUGAUCAGUCGUGGAAUCUUUUUGAAAGAUUGGCACUUAAACCACGACAAGCAGAGAACAGUAUUUUCAAUACUUUGGGUGAUAUUGGGAAAGAAAUUGUCGAAUUGUGUGGAAACGUGCCACUUUCUAUCAAGGUUGUUGCGGGUUUCCUCCGUUCUAGAGACACUCCCGAUGAGUGGUUGUAUGUCAGAGAUUCUCAACGCUCAAAGGCACAAUUUACAAAAGGUGACGAUAUCAUGCCUAUACUGAAGUUAAGCUAUGAUGACCUAACACCAGAAUUAAAGCAAUGCUUUGCUUAUUGUUCAUUGUUCCCAAAAGGCCAUGAAUUUAGCCGGACUGAACUGGUUCAUCUAUGGAUGGCUCAAGGAUAUUUUGAAACAUCAAGCAGAGAUAUUGGGGACUGUUACUUUCUAGAGUUGUUGAGGAGGAAUUUAUUUCAAGAUCCUCAAGAAGAUCUUGAAGGGAACGUUGAAAGGUGCAGAAUGCACGACUUAGUUCAUGACUUGGCUCAACACGUAGCUGGUCAAGACAGCAUGGUGUUGAUUGAGUCGUCUUCAUUGCUACUACGGUCGUUGUUGUUUAUUGCAAGUUUUGAACUGGAAGGCUUGGUGUCAAGAUUCCAGUCCUUACGGGUCUUAAGCUUGAAGGAUAUGCGGAUCGAGAGGGUCCCAGAGUCUAUUUGGAGGUUGAGACAUUUGAGAUACCUUGAUCUUUCUUACAGUGGCAUUAAAUGUCUUCCCCAAGCCAUUACACGUCUUGAGAACCUGCAAACACUUAAUCUUUAUGCCUGCUUCUUACUUGAGGAGUUGCCAAGAGAUUUUACCAAAUUGCCUAACCUGAGCCACUUAACAAUUGCUAAGAGUGGUUUGACUGCUUUGCCAUCAGGAUUUGGUAAAAUGACAUCUCUGCUAGAGUUAGAUGAAUUUAUAGUUGGGGAAAGCAAUGGUGUAGACUCAGUUCCAGCCUUGAAUCUUACGGGAAACCUCCAUAUUAAAUUUUGCAAGUGGCACAAUGAUGUUGUUUCAGAAGCAAAGAGGGCAGAUUUAAAGGACAGUCAUAAACUGAACAAUCUUACUUUAACAUGGACGGUCGAGGUAGAAGAAGCUAGUCCUGAUGGAAGGAAUAAAAUGUUAAUGUACUUGCAACUACCUCCAAAUCUUAGAUAUCUUCAACUUCAUUAUUACAAUGGAGAUGAGAUGCAAUGUAGGUGGUUCGAUGGGUUAUCUAAGCUUGUUUUCGUUACUAUUUCAUCGUGCCAUAGUUGCACAGUUCUUCCUCACUUGAGUCAGCUGCCUCAUCUCAAAUAUGUUCAUCUUGGAAUGCUUGAUGCCUUGGAGUACGUAGAAGAUGAGGACGACAUCAGAGUAGGUGCAAAUUGUGGUCAUUCUAGCCACUAUUUCCCAGCCUUAGAGGUAUUAGAAUUGAGUGGAUUACCACGACUAAAGGAGUGGACAAGACCAUCAAGAAGCGGUGGUGAGCGACAACAACUGCGACAAAAGUUGUUGUUUCCUCGUCUUUCACAGAUGGAAGUAGUUGAUUGUAAAGAGCUAGUGUCGAUACCUCUAGCACCAAAGCUGGAGUCAUUGUCGGUUUGUCGCUGCAAUGGAAAGCUGUUUAAAUCCAAUCUGGAGUCACUAGAUGAUCAAGAAGCAUCAUCAACUCUUUUCACGUCAUUAAAGCAGCUAAAAAUUAUUUCAAUUGACAACGGACUAGUUUCUUUGUCAAUCAGCAGUAGAUUGUGUAAACUAGAAAUCUUAGGAAUAGGCUAUUGCAGCCAACUGAGAAGUUUGAUGAUUGAAUCUCUGAGUUCCAUUCAGUAUAUUGAAAUAACACACUGCAGUAGCUGGACUAGCAUACUAAAAGGAAAUUUUCCUUUUCUUGAGACACUGACGAUCAGACACUGUAAUGAAGAUGAUUUUGAGGAGGAAGAAGAAAGGAACACUACCAGUACAAGGUAUUGGCAAGGCUUAACGAGCCUUCGAAGCUUGGAAUUAGAUAACAUUAGCAAGUUGAAGAAGCUUCCUCCAGGAAUUGCAUGCCUAACAGAGCUUCAGAUGCUUACUGUUGGAUUUUUGGAGAAUUUGACAACUCUCCCAGAAGAGAUCGGCAAACUCUCCUUGCUUUCGGAGCUUCGGAUAUUCUACUGUCCAAAAUUAGUGUUACUUCCACUGUCAUUACAAGGCCUUUCCUCUUUAAAGAUACUUUAUAUUGAAGGUUGUCCAGAACUGAAAGAAAGAUAUAGAAAGCCCGAUGGUCAAGAUUACCACCUCCUUCAGCAUAUUCCUGAUCUUCAAGUGGGAUGUUAUGAAUAGUCUGGUUGAUGCAAGUGCAAAUAAGAGGGAGGUUUCUUCGAAAGAAGCAUUUGCAGGAGUGCUUCUGAUGUGAGUCAAGUCCUGUUUCUACUACUACUACUACAUUGUGGCAGAUGUAUCAUUAUGGAGUACUACAUAUGUCAUAUCCUUAGUAUUGUUUUAUAGGGAGUAGUAUCGUUUUACCUAUGUAACUAAUUUUAUUUUUAGUAAGCAGCAGGUGAUAGCUUAGUGGUAUUGGCAUCACUUUCGAUUUCAGAGAUCAUUGAACCGAGUCUCAUCCUUUGUAAGGA